GCGUGCCAAACCGCACCUGUGCAGACAGACAUGAAACGCAUCUUACGAAGACUGCGAGAGAAACUUCUGCCAAAAGAUUUACCACCACCGUACAGUGUGAACGAUGGAAAUUACGAAAACCAACUCGAGGAACUGCGUAACGAGGUGUUACCGUCUCCAACGCCGCCGGUAUGCGAAGUUAUAGAUCUAUUAGCCAAUUGCAACAUCACCAACAAUAGUGAUAAAUUUUCAGAAGUAGAAUACGCCGAAAUAGGUGACAUGGGGCUUUGGCAUUCCACUCCUCUACCGCAUAGACAUAAAUCGAAAGUAUCCCUCACUUGGGUACUGAAAGAGAACAUAGAUAACAAAUUCGAAAAGAACGAGAAAACUCUUUACACAGAUAAACAAAUAAAAAAAGAUAGAGUUGUAGGCAGAAGUGAAUGGACAAAUCGGAGGUUUAAAAGUGCUUGUGAUAAGUUUAAUGGUGUUUAUUCGUGUUCCGACUCAAGUGAUGAAACAGAAUACGUAAGAAAGAAGCAUAGACACCGUCAUAGAAGGAAGAAACGGCAUCCUAGAUUCGGGUACGACAUCAAGGAUUUGGAUAGUUUUUUAAGUCAGGCCUCAUUAGAUCACCCCGGCAACAUACCAGUAGUAAUAGCCUUCCCUACAACAUUAUACCAGACUCAGAAGAACCUACAACGCGAGUUGCCCUUGCCUCUUGGUACGGUGGUCAACGCAGUGUUCAAGAACCAGCAGUGGUUGUACACACAGACGCCGCACGGGGACGAGGGUUAUGUGCUGUAUAGCGCGUGUUUGCCCUUGGGAAUACUGCCUUCUAGAACAUCGCUUCAGAAGAAAACGCCAUGCUGGGAGAGCAGCACAGAUAUUUAUCCACGGCCGUGUGGAAACCUCACAGAUACCGAAAAGGAGCAACUUCGCGGCCGAACGCGGUCAGAGAGCAGCUACAAACGCAGGAGUCUUUACAAAAGUUCUUGGGCGGAAAAGGACUUUGACACGCUGUACUUAAAGACUAAAUCAGUGUCCAACCUAACGGAUAAUAAAGAAAACUUUAAAGGUGUGCGUAAACAUACUUUGUUAGUGGUGAAUACAGAUUAUAUAGGCAGUGUGUUGAACAAAACAUUGACAGUGAAUAAAGGUGAUGUGGUCACGUUAGUGCCAGGACUCGGGGAGAGUGAUGUGGACUCUGAAUGGUUUUUGGUGAAAAAAUGUGACGGAGCUGAGGGUUUUAUCCCAGCAGAUAUUGUGGGGCAUGGCUUCCUGUGAACUUGAAGAGACUAAAUUGUUAAUUCUUCAUGAA
This is a messenger RNA of Zerene cesonia (dogface butterfly), 1297 nucleotides long. RefSeq lists its product as uncharacterized. The transcript has 5 exons. NCBI's taxonomy places the organism in Eukaryota, Metazoa, Arthropoda, Insecta, Lepidoptera, Pieridae. Bases 31 to 1263 code for a protein of 410 amino acids. Gene Ontology annotation, molecular function: protein binding. The record is from RefSeq and is a predicted model, not a curated record.